Molecule: messenger RNA, 4258 nt
Organism: Amoebophrya sp. A25
Lineage: Eukaryota; Dinophyceae; Syndiniales; Amoebophryaceae
Source: the annotation of a GenBank genome assembly
CUUCAACGGUGUGGUGAUAUUUAUAAGGUGGGGCUCGUUGUGCAGGAUCCAUAACCUAACCUAACCUUCAAUGCGUUGAUCUGCGUGGGUUGAUGAUAUUAUUUCAUGUCCACGCCUCCCGGAAGGAAAAUAUUGGGGUUCUUCCGAUUGUCUGCGAACUCUCCUUGUUGUUUGAAAAGCAUGUCCAUCAGCACGCUUCUCCUUGCGAUCAGCAUAGCUGCGGAAGUUUGAAACGGCGAAUGCGUUGAAGAAGAUGCCAUCAAAAGAGAGCAUUGUCGUUCGUUUCGACGAAAAAGCUGCGGCAGGAGCUGGCGCCGCCGAACGAGAUGAAGAGGGACUUUCCGCCAUUCUCGCCGCGACGGAACUGCCGUCACCUAAAGCAAGGAAGACUCGACUCAGUCGCGCGAUUUCGUUUCUUAAAGGCACCAAGGGAUCCGGCGACGCAGCUUUUCGCCUCUGGGAUCAGAAGGUUUGGUGCGUUGCUCGCCGCUUCGAAACACCUUUGCAACCGAUUCGCGUUAGCGGGGGAACCGCGGGCUUGUACAAUAUGCAAACGUCGACCGGGUUUAUGGAGAAGGGAGAGGCCGUGAAGAGGCUGACUUCAGACUUUGUACUGAAGCCGAACACAUGCGAUCGGUACUGGAUCGGGAAAGACGUCACGCAUGCGCCCGACGAACUAACUUUGAGGCUUCUUCUAAGCCAUCUCCAGAAGCAUCUUUGAGCUGCGGUGUAAGGUCAAAGCAGCUCCGAGAUGACUUUCAAGAUGGAUGUGGGUGAUCUCUAAUAAUCUUUUACAAUACGUUGCGCAACUUUCUGACGAAAUGGGGGCUAGAGGAUCCAUCGCUGGCCGUUUUUGUCGCGUCUGCCUUCCUGUCUUCGCCAGGCAUGCUGCGGCUGGAAGUGGUAUCUAUUGCUCCUUGAUGCAAUAUUGAAGAUGUAGUUGCCCUGAUAGCAUACCACGAUUGCUUAAAGAAUUUGAUACUGUGAGAAGAUCAAAAUUGCAUCCAUAUGCAUAGGUUCUAUUGCAAUACUCUGCCACCGAUUUAGAAAAUUGUAAACAAAUCCAUGUUCUUUUAGUGAGGACGAAGAUCGUUAUCGGCAGGCACCUGCCCCCGGCGCAGGUUCCAAGAAAGCAGCGAAAGAGUCCGGGCCACACGUUUUGCCGAUCUUGCUAAUGCAGAACAUGUUCCAUGGCUUUGCGCGUUUACGUUUCAUCGAUUUGAAGCUGGGAAGGCAGACCGCCGUGGGGCGAUGGAAGGGAAAAAGCAAGUUUGCUGCGUGGCGGAACCAAAUGGUGGACACCUAUACGAACAGUUGUGUGGAGGGCUAUCGUCUGGAAGGCAUGGAGGCUCCUCCAACAAUGGAGAUCGAACGGCUACUGCGGUUGCAUAAAAGCUUCCUCAGCUCGACGUUUUUGAGUACAGAGUUUAUUUUCUCCAUGAUACUUGCUUAAGAGCCACUAGAAACAUCUAUCGAUUUAUCUAUCUAUCUAAGCAACUCAUUUCUCUCUCACAACUACGACAUUUUUAGAACAUACAGAAUUCAGGCUACUAAAGUUUUUACUCUUUAUACAUAGUACUUAAUCAACUGACACCUAGCUUGUCUCAGGUAAAAAAAAACUCGCCAGGAUGAUGUACCAAAGUCUGGAUACGCCAGGGAUCCUUCCACUACUUCUAGACAUGUCUGCGGUGCGGGUGGUCGACGAUACCGACAUGGGCGAUCAUAAAUCUCACUCUGCAACGCUGUUGGAAACUCGCAGCGAUAAAGAUUCGAGGCAAGGGCAAAUACAGGCAUCUAGUGAGACUGAAGAACUGGCUACUUCUGAAGACGAUGAUGAGGAGUCGCGGAGUGACCUCGAAUUCUUUCCCCUGCACUACCAUAUGCGGCAAACUGUAGGGCAUGUGGAAACUUCUGCGGAUGACAGAGUUGGAACGGAAGAUGCAGCUCAUCAUAGCGGUGUUGAUCACGCAGCCGCGGACGACCUUCCUCCGCGAAUGACGGAGGCGAUCCGACAAAGCGUUACCGAUCUGGAGAGUUCGCACCUGACGUUCGUGCAGGAACACACAAAGCGGUUUCGAGAGUCCUGGAUUCUCGAGCUCUACGUUGAGCGCGUGCUUCGGCGUUUACUGGUGCGCGUAAUGGAAACUGUGACUGGUCUGGUGCGUCGCUUUCCAUUCCUACCCCAGAUGUGGAUCGGCAGCAGUGUGGGGCUCGGUUUCGAGGCUGGGACAGUAUACGCGAAGGAUAUCUUGAAUGAUCCGAUUACAGUGCAUCUGCCUACGCCUGAUGGAAUCCCGACCGUUGCAAAGCUUUUCGAUUGGGGGCGAUCGGAGUUCAACACUGAAGGCAUCAUGCGUAAAUUGAUGCCUCUGGAGCGGGCUCAGCGGCUCAAGUACUGGACGUAUUAUCUGCAAGCGUUGGGACGACUGGGUUUCGAGCUGUCACGGCAUUAUCUGCAUCGCUUCGGACCCAAGAAUGUUCUGUUCAUCGAGUUAGUCAAGGUUGGAGCGCACGGAGGAAGUCAGACACUGCAUCGGUUCAGCACCGUGGACUUGCAAGCGCAAGAACUCCUUUUCGCCGACAAGAAAGAGGACGACAACAACGCGAGAACAGUGACUAUUCCGCUAGAGUCGCUGAAAUCGCUAACAGCCGGAGCGCCCAACACAAAGGGUGACUCGGAUGUGCAGAUUCGAUUUCACAUUUGCAAACCGAACGAGCGAGUCUCUUUCGAGCUACUUCGCUUUGGUACAGACGUUCAAGAGUUCGCGAAUAGUCGUUACCAGCUGCAAUUUGUGGUGGCAGAAGAUGCUGCAGCUGGGAAGCGUUUUUUCCAUUCUCGUAGAGCCAACGAACUACGCGGUCGUGUCUCUGGAGCUUUUGUGGCCGAAAAGAUGCCGACAAAACAGUCACGCUUGGAUCGAAAGUUUGAGUUCGUUUUUCCAGACCUUAGGCACUUAGAGGAAGCGGAUCAAGCCGACGCUCUGGAACUUCAAGUGGGACGAAACAAGAAGCACACUAGUACCGCAUCACCCUCGGCCUCGCCGGAUGCUUUGCAGGGCGGUUCAGGUUCUGAUCGCGAUGCGGGAGAUGAUGGUCCAAUUCUAGACGCCGACGACAACAAUGCGACGGACACCCCUGUCGCCGCGGGAAACCAGAUCAAGGCGGACCAAAGCUCUCUCACUCGCAACGUUAAUCCAACAGCAGGAAGUGCCACAGCAGACCAUAGUGUUGGAUACGUCACAACCAAAACCACUAAAACUGCGCAAGAAUUUGUGCCGCCCACGCGGCACAAGAGGCCGUCAAGAUCGGGAAGUGGCGCCAGCUUAGGUGCUCCAGAAGCGCCUAAAAUCAUUGAGCAAGAGAAAAAACUCACACCUGUUGACAAUGCAACAAGCCAUCUUGGAGACAAAACUGGAGGAUUCGCGCACAGCGAUGCUGAGGCAGCCGAGACCAUCUCUGCCGUCGACCUGGACAGUCAAGCUGGCUUCUGCCACUCAAGCGGCGAAGAGAUCUUACAAUCAGAAGAGGAGGAAACGGUGUUUACAUUUCUCUCUCUGCCAAGCGAGUUUUUUUUUUAUCUUUCUGAUAUGUGGUGGACACGGCAUUCAUAUUCUUUCCCCGUUCAUCAUGGCUUGAUUACAACUAGGUCUUCCGAAUCGGUAAUGCGAACAAGGCUCCGCCUGGUACUAUCCAUGGUGCAGAGUCGUCUGACGAGCAUGAGCUUGGCGCCUCAGAUGCAGAGUCAUCGGAGGAGGAGGAGCACAGACCAAGUUCGAAGAACGUGUUUGGGGAAGGCCGUCACAGCGAAGGUCCCGCAUCGUCGCCAGGAAGUACUGGAGGAACUGGGGUUAUUGAGCGCACUGCCGGUACCCGCAUAUUUGAGCUUCUGUGUUUGCCGCGCACCGAGCUGGUAGUAGAACGUCUGCUGGAUUUGGCUCAUAAGGACGUCGAUGAAUUCAACGAGGCACAUAAAAGUGUGGAAGGAGAAAGAACGGAAGAAGGAAAUGAUAAUACGCGUCGAGAAGGGGUGGACCCUUUGUGCUUUUUAUCUAGCGUGCUAGAGACCCCGUUUUUGGCGAGCGAUGACACGUUUUUACUGGAACGCCGUGCAGCGUUUGUGUCGGAGCACUUUAUUGGGCUUCCGAAAGGCUUUUUGUUUGAGCAAAAGAACGCUCCGAGCAGAUAUACCAACGAUAUUCCCCGUGCGUCUGCGGUACAUCGCGUAAAACGUGGGUGCUGCAGUUCGGCCGCUGAUUAA